Messenger RNA from Pieris brassicae (large cabbage white), 1113 nucleotides. RefSeq names its product probable tRNA N6-adenosine threonylcarbamoyltransferase (gene Tcs3). NCBI's taxonomy places the organism in Eukaryota, Metazoa, Arthropoda, Insecta, Lepidoptera, Pieridae. The record is from RefSeq and is a predicted model, not a curated record. The transcript is spliced from 7 exons. Bases 92 to 1096 code for a protein of 334 amino acids. Gene Ontology annotation, cellular component: EKC/KEOPS complex; cytoplasm. Gene Ontology annotation, biological process: tRNA threonylcarbamoyladenosine modification.
AAAAGAAAGGCGCAAAUAUGAAGUGAAGCCAUAAAUUUGUAAACAAAUAUAUUUUUUUUAUUUGUAUCACAAAGUACAAUAUUAAUCCGCCAUGGUAGUAGCCAUAGGGUUUGAAGGAAGUGCAAAUAAACUAGGCAUUGGUAUUGUGAGAGAUGGAGAAAUCCUGGCUAACUGUAGACGCACCUAUAUAACACCGCCUGGAGAAGGUUUCUUACCUAGAGAAACAGCUGAACAUCAUAGGGAAAAUAUACAUGAGGUUUUAAAAGAGGCUCUUGAACAAUCUGGAUUAAAACCUGAUGAAAUAGAUGUAGUUUGUUAUACAAAAGGCCCUGGGAUGGGUGCACCUUUGAGUGUGUGUGCGAUUGUAGCCAGGACAUGUGCCUUAUUAUGGAACAAACCUAUUUUAGGCGUCAACCACUGUAUUGGCCAUAUAGAAAUGGGUAGACUAAUAACACAAGCUCACAACCCAACUGUGCUUUAUGUUAGCGGAGGUAAUACACAAAUUAUAGCAUACUCCAGGCAGAGAUAUAGGAUAUUUGGAGAGACAAUUGAUAUUGCUGUAGGCAAUUGUUUAGAUAGAUUUGCAAGAGUAUUAAAAUUAUCAAAUGCACCAAGUCCAGGAUACAAUAUUGAACAGAUGGCAAAGAAAGGCAAAAAAUAUUUACACUUACCAUACUGUGUUAAAGGAAUGGAUGUAAGUUUUUCGGGGAUCCUAUCAUUUAUGGAGGACAAAAUAGAUGAAUUGCUGAAAGACUAUUCUCCAGAAGACUUAUGCUACUCUCUGCAAGAAACAAUAUUUGCAAUGCUGGUAGAAAUCACCGAACGGGCCAUGGCGCAUUGUGAAUCACAUGAGGUCCUCAUAGUUGGUGGUGUUGGUUGUAAUGUACGAUUACAAGAAAUGAUGGGUAUUAUGUGUUCAGAAAGAGGAGCCAAAAUAUUUGCUACAGAUGAACGAUUUUGUAUUGACAAUGGUGUAAUGAUUGCUCAUGCUGGGGCAUUAGCUCAUGCAUCUGGAACUAGGAUGGAUUUUAAGGACUCCACAAUCACACAAAGAUAUAGAACUGAUGAUGUUUUUGUAACAUGGCGAGAAGAUUAAAUUUAAAUGUUGUUCAA